This is a messenger RNA of Maylandia zebra (zebra mbuna), 2243 nucleotides long. Its product is annotated as pyruvate dehydrogenase [acetyl-transferring]-phosphatase 1, mitochondrial. Gene Ontology annotation, cellular component: mitochondrion. Gene Ontology annotation, biological process: protein dephosphorylation. NCBI's taxonomy places the organism in Eukaryota, Metazoa, Chordata, Actinopteri, Cichliformes, Cichlidae. The record is from RefSeq and is a predicted model, not a curated record. Gene Ontology annotation, molecular function: [pyruvate dehydrogenase (acetyl-transferring)]-phosphatase activity.
GAGCAGGUUUUGUGUACGGUCAGUGGGAACAGCCUGCUGUCUGACACGAUUAUGAAGAAUGAAACGCACAACAGUGUCUGAUCUGCACAAAACACCUGCACACAGACAGACCUGAGAGCUGCUGGCGACCCCGCCUCCUCCCCCUCAGGUAACUGAUCGAUGAGCGCGUCACCAGCAGGGUCAAAGGUCACAGGAACAAAGACGCAGCUGCGGGAGGAGUGAUCAGGAAGACGAGACGUCAGGCAGACAGGGUCCAGCCUUCAUGCCAUGUUGGGGCGAACCGCCUUCCAUACUGGAUGCUGCAGGUUGCAGCAGUGCUGCUUCCUGUCCUUGCCUCCUCCCCAUCCACCUGAGCUGCACAGACUCCAUUACUCAGCAAGCAGUGGGAGCCGGAAGCUGAGGGCGGGACAGGAGGCGGGGCAGAUAAAUUCCGCUCAGGUCGACCGGAUCUUAAAGGCCAAUGAAUACAGCCUUACCCUCCCCAGAGGCCCCGCCUCCCAUGGCGUUCUGGGUUUUCAUAGCAACAUGUUGCCAUCCAACCUCCCCUGCGAGGACCGUCAGAGCAGCGCCACCUGCCUAGCGGGCCGUGGAGGCGUGUUGUUUGGCGUGUUCGACGGUCACACAGGGCCGGCCUGCGCCCACGCUGUCAGUCAGAGGCUCUUUUACUACAUUGCCGUGGCAGCGCUGCCGCUGAGGACACUGGCGGAGCUGGAACGGGCGGUGGAGGAGGAACGGGCCGUAACACCACUGCUGGAAUGGCAUAAAUACCCCCAAGACCUGAGCUACCCCAAUGGAGAGGUGACGUCCUUCCAUAGCCUCCGGAACUACUGGCAGGAGAGGCUGGAGACCGAGGAGGAGGAUGAGGAGGAGGAUGACAACAGAACGACAUCAGCUCUGGUCAAUGCGUUCCAUCGCCUUGACUACGACCUGUCUGUAGAAGCCCAGGUGCAUCUGUCCCUGACCUCCCCCAGGCAGGUGUCUUUCCCUGGUGAGGGGUUGUCUCUGACCUCCCCCCUCCGGGUGGCGCUCUCUGGUUGCACAGCCUGUGUCGUCCACAUCUCCAACGGCGUUCUACAUGUGGCCAACCUGGGGGACAGUCGGGCAGUCCUGGGCGUCCAGGAGGCAGACGGAAGCUGGUCUGCGAUCAACCUCACCAAUGACCACAAUGCGCAGAAUCCCGAAGAGCUGCAAAGGAUUCUGGGAGAGCACCCAGCGGAGCAGAGGACGGUGAUCCGCCACGACCGCCUACUGGGCCUGUUGCUGCCCUUCCGGGCGUUCGGUGACGUCCGCUUCAAAUGGAGCGCGGAUAUGCUGAGUCGGGUCUAUGAAACUCGACCGGACGUCCUGUCUGCGGUCAGUGAGGCGGUCCGGACGAUGCCGCCGCACUACCUGACCCCACCCUAUCUGAGCACUGAGCCAGAAAUCACCCGACACUGUGUUGGACCUGCAGACAAGUUCCUGGUCCUCGCUACUGAUGGACUCUGGGAGCUGAUGCAUCGACAGACGGUCAUCCAGCUCGUGGGGGAUCAUCUGACAGCCCUCCAGCAGCAGAGACCUAUAAUUCCCUGCGAGGGCACAACGCUGGGCGACCUGCAGCGCCUCUUGCUGGAGAGGAGGGGGCGGGUCCUGUCGGCGCUUGAGGACCAGAAUAUCGCCACCCACCUGAUCCGCCACACCCUUGGCGACGACGGGUAUGGAGCGGUAGCUCCAAAUCGUCUCGCCAAGAUGCUGAGUCUGCCUGUGGAUCUGGCCCGAAGGUACCGUGAUGACAUCACUAUCACCAUCAUUCACCUGAAUGAGAUCUAACACCUGCAGGUGAUUACCUGCUUGGUAGUCACCCCGCUGACCAAUCAGCAGCAGGCGUGCUCAUUCCAGCGCUGAUCUUCAUCCUUUUCCUUAACCGUAUCCCAGCUCUGAAUGGUCGAGGGGUGGGACACACCUGGACAGGUAGCUGAUCAGGUGUUUCUGUUAUUUUGUCUGCCUUCAAGAAGACCAGAACUCGACACACACACAGGUCUGAGAAAAGCUCCACGAACGACACCGGAGCUAACCUCACUUUUCAAACAUCGCUCUUCAGGUGUGGAGCAACACAGUGAGCAUGCUCAGUGAGUUGAUGUUCCGCACUUGGAGUGGAGAAGUGGCGCCACCUCCUGGUGGCACACUGAAAACACCUAUCUCGCCUGAGGCUACGGCUACGUCCACACGUACCCGGGUAUUUUUGAAAAAUUUUCUAUGCGUUUGCA